AUGCAAGGCAUAGAUCGAGGGUGGCUUCAUCUCACGCCCAUCAUUGAGCUCUGUCUCAGCAUUCGACGAUAUACAACGGAAGAGCUAGUCUCUUUUCAGUGUGAAUAUGUGAUCACAGCGCGAUUUAGCCUUGCCGUACCGGAAUAUAAACGGGACACCUUGGAUGCAGAAAUAACCCAGCUUGAACUUCGGUCAUAUAUUUCGGAGUAUCUUUGA
Molecule: messenger RNA, 216 nt
Organism: Penicillium expansum
Lineage: Eukaryota; Fungi; Ascomycota; Eurotiomycetes; Eurotiales; Aspergillaceae
Exons: 1
Coding region: 1-216 (71 amino acids)
Source: RefSeq, a predicted model, not a curated record